ACAAUCGGUUCAGGAAGAGGCCAAAUCGACCCGAUCCAAAAUUUACGAACCCUAGUAUUUAUGAACCUUUUCCUCCACUCUUUCGUCCCGUGCUCCUUGGUUGGCCGCUGAUCAGCUCUCUGCUUCAAGGAGACUAUAAUCUGUGCUACUCUUAACACCAUCACUGACGAUGGCUAAGAAGCGAAAGCAUGAUUCCAAAGUCACUGAACCAACCGAACCUCCAAAAAAGCAGCAGCAACAACAGAAACAGAAACAGAAAGAAGAAAUCGUGGAACACGUCAAUGAAGAAGAAUUCGAGGAAGUCGAAGAAGAGGAGGAAGAUGAAGUAGAUGAAGAAGUGGAAGAUGAAGAAAAAGAGGAUGAUGACAAUGAUGAAGAUGAAGAUAAUUCUCUACAAAAUAAUCAGAAUCAGAUCAAUGAUGAAGAUGAUGAACCUAUAGAAAAACUUCUUGAGCCAUUUAGCAAAGAGCAAUUGGUCAAUUUGCUUCGGGAUGCUGCUAAUACCCACCAAGAUGUUGAUGAUAGGAUACGUAGGAUAGCUGAUGAGGACCCUGUGCAUAGGAAGAUCUUUGUGCACGGCCUUGGCUGGGACACCACCGCUGAGACCCUCAUGAAUGCAUUUAAGACCUACGGCGAGGUUGAGGAUUGCAAGGCGGUGUGCGACAAGGUGUCCGGUAAAUCCAAGGGCUAUGGAUUCAUCCUUUUCAAGAAGCGAAGUGGAGCUCGCAAGGCCCUCAAGGAACCUCAGAAGAAGAUUGGCAAUCGGAUGACUGCUUGCCAGCUCGCUUCCAUUGGCCCUGUCUUAGCCGCUGGUUCGGGAACCCCUGCACAGCAGCAGGUGUCCGAGUAUACUCUAAGGAAGAUUUAUGUGAGCAAUGUUGGUUCUGAUUUGGAUCCGCAGGAGCUGACUAACUUCUUUGCCAAGUAUGGGGAGAUUGAGGAAGGCCCACUUGGCCUAGACAAGGCAACUGGGAAGCCCAAGGGAUUUUGUUUGUUUGUAUACAGGAACGCUGAGAGCGCCAAGAAGGCACUCGAAGAACCACACAAGAACUUUGAGGGUCACAUUUUGCAUUGCCAGAAAGCAAUUGAUGGGCCUAAACCCGGUAAAUCUAUGCAGCAGCAACAGCAUCGUAAUGUGCGGAACUCGCAUUUUCAGAGGAAUGAUAAUCCUGCUUAUGCUAGUGGAACUGCUCCGGGGCCAGGUCAUUUGAUGGCACCUUCUGCUGGACCUGGGAUUGGUUUUAACCAGGGUGCAGGAGCUGCAGCUGCAUCUGCUUUGAACCCUGCACUUGGUCAGGCACUGACAGCCUUGCUUGCAUCGCAGGGUGCUGGAUUUGGCCUCACUAAUUUGCUAGGAACUUUGGGCUCUGCAGCUGCUGUUAACCCGGGCAGUGUGCCUGGUGCAGCACCUGGAAUGCAGGGUGCCUAUGGUAAUCAAGCAAAUAUAAGUCCCGGAGUGAUUGGAUCUUAUGGAAAUCAAGGAGUGAUGCAGGGUGGGUACUCAAAUCAGCAGCUGGGCCAAGGUGGUUCUGGAAGAGGGCAUGGUGUUGGGCAAUAUGGUGGUGCUGCACCUUACAUGGGUCACUAGAUAUCUUACAUACUUGGUUAAGCCAACCAUUUGUUAGUACUAACUUGCAGAAACAGUAUGCAGUUGGAUGAAAAUAUAUGACUGUUCAAAACUUAAAAAGAAACCAAUAUCCAUCGGUGGUGGUAUAUUAAAAGUUUCUUUGUAUUUGACAACUUUUCCUCUCCCUGGGACGUGUUUCCUCAGUUCUGCGAUGGGUGUUACUUUAGUUUUAGGAUCGAUUGUUUGUAUGUUAAAAGUGACAAAAUUCUUUUGCUUGGAACAUCGUCAUAUUUCAUUAUGCUUACUAUUUUUGAAGGAGUUCUAAAUUAAUGUUAUGACCAAAAUUGAUUCAUGUCGUUGGAGCUUUGGCUGGGGAGGGGUCUUCAGAUUUGAUGUUGUUCUCCUCAAUGAACAGGUUAAAGCUCAAGAUUUGACUUGAUUAUUAUAUGCAAUAUUGUUUCUUAA
This is a messenger RNA of Hevea brasiliensis (rubber tree), 2032 nucleotides long. RefSeq names its product UBP1-associated protein 2A. The transcript has 3 exons. The record is from RefSeq and is a predicted model, not a curated record. Bases 170 to 1588 code for a protein of 472 amino acids. Gene Ontology annotation, molecular function: RNA binding. NCBI's taxonomy places the organism in Eukaryota, Viridiplantae, Streptophyta, Magnoliopsida, Malpighiales, Euphorbiaceae.